ACUGAAGUCAGGCACCUCUUUUUUUAUUCUUCUCAGUCUUGUGUGUCCCCCCCCCUUCCCUCUCUCUCUCUCUCACACACACACACACUCACACACACACACUCUCUCACACCCCCCUUUUUGCACCUACAUUAACGACCAAAAGAAAAGGAAAGGAGUUUGCUUGAUGUUUUAGUGAAAUGGACGUAAGAUUUUAUUCACCACCUCCUCAGCCUGCAGCCGCUCCUGAUACGCCUUGUUUGGGACCUUCCCCCUGCCUGGACCCCUACUAUUGCAACAAGUUUGACGGUGAGAACAUGUAUAUGAGUAUGACAGAACCAAGCCAGGACUACGUGCCAGCCAGCCAGUCUUUUCCUGGCCCAAGUCUCGAAAGUGAAGAUUUUAACAUACCUCCUAUAACUCCUCCAUCAUUGCCUGACCACUCCCUGGUGCACUUGAAUGAGAUAGAGUCUGGGUACCACUCUCUGUGUCAUCCCAUGAACCACAAUGGCCUCCUUCCCUUCCACCCUCAAAACAUGGAUCUACCUGAAAUUACAGUUUCCAACAUGCUUGGCCAAGACGGGACACUGCUUUCCAAUUCCCUCUCUGUGAUGCAAGAUUUACGGAAUACAGAAGGAGCCCAGUAUAGUUCCCAUCCUCAGAUGGCAACCAUGAGGCCAAGGGUUCAACCUGCAGAUAUUAGGCAGCCAGGAAUGAUGCAGCACGGGCAUCUGACUACUAUUAACCAGUCCCAGCUCAGUGCACAGCUUGGUUUGAAUAUGGGUGGAAACAGUGUUCCUCAGAACUCGCCCUCUCCACCUGGAAGCAAAUCUGCAACUCCUUCACCAUCCAGUUCAGUCCAUGAAGAUGAAGGAGAAGAUAGCUCUAAGGUCAAUGGUGGCGAGAAGAGACCUGCUUCAGAUAUAGGAAAGAAACCCAAAACUCCCAAAAAGAAGAAGAAGAAGGACCCAAAUGAGCCACAGAAGCCUGUGUCUGCCUAUGCAUUAUUCUUUCGAGACACUCAAGCAGCCAUCAAGGGCCAAAACCCCAAUGCUACUUUUGGUGAAGUCUCUAAAAUUGUAGCUUCAAUGUGGGACGGCUUAGGAGAAGAACAAAAACAGGUAUACAAAAAGAAAACUGAAGCUGCCAAGAAGGAGUAUCUGAAGCAGUUAGCUGCCUACAGAGCAAGCCUUGUAUCCAAGAGCUACAGCGAACCUGUGGAUGUUAAAGCCUCCCCACAACCUCAGAUGAUGAAUUCAAAGCAGUCAGUGUUUCAUGGGCCUGCCCAGGCUCACUCUGCACUGUACCUCAGUUCCCACUACCACCAACAAGCAGGAAUGAAUCCCCACAUCACCGCCAUGCAUGCCAAUAUCCCCAGGAACAUAGCGCCCAAGCCCAACAACCAAAUGCCAGUGACUGUUUCCAUAGCAAACAUGGCUGUGUCCCCUCCUCCUCCGCUCCAGAUCAGCCCCCCUCUGCACCAGCAUCUCAACAUCCAGCAGCACCAGCCGAUCCCAAUGCAGCAGUCCAUUGGAAACCAGCUACCAAUGCAGGUCCAGUCUGCUUUACACUCACCUACAAUGCAGCAAGGAUUUACUCUUCAGCCUGAUUAUCAGAAUAUCAUCAAUCCAACAUCAACAGCUGCACAAGUUGUUACCCAAGCAAUGGAGUAUGUUCGUUCAGGGUGCAGAAAUCCUCCAGCACAGACUGUGGACUGGAAUAAUGACUACUGCAGUAAUGGGGGCAUGCAGAGGGACAAAGCACUCUACCUUACCUGAAAAUCUGAAACACCUCUCCUUUCCUUUCACUGAGGAAUGCAGGGAAGUCUUUUCAUCAUGGAUUGCUUUAUGCAGUCAGGGCAGUUCUGCAUUUUAUUAGAAAAUACAAGUUGCUAAGCACUUAGGACUAUUUGAGCUUGUGGGUCACCCACUCUGGAAAAAAAUAGUCUCGCUUCUUUCCUUUUCUUUGUUUUUUUCCCCAUUUUUUCUCUUUCUUUCUCCUUUCCACCCCUUCCCUGAGAUCCCAUAACGGACAUUGCUUUUCUUCUUCCCUGAAGGAAACUUGGACCAUUCAGAUUUUAUGUUGGUUUUUGCUGUGAAGUGCUGCGGUAGUAACUGCCUUAGCAACUGUAGAUGUCUCGGAUAAAAGUCCUGGAUUUUCCAUUGGUUUUUCAUAAUGGGUGUUUAUAUGAAACUACUAAAGACUUUUUAAAUGGCUUGAUGUAGCAGUCAUAGCAAGUUUGUAAAUAGCAUCUAUGUUACACUCUCCUAGAGUAUAAAAUGUGAAUGUUUUUGUAGCUAAUUGUAAUUGAAACUGGCUCAUUCCAGUUUAUUGAUUUCACAAUAAGGGUAAAAUUGGCAAACAUUCAUAUUUUUACUUCAUUUUUAAACAACUGACUGAUAGUCUAUAUUUUCAAAGUAUUUGGAGAAAAAAAGUAAAGUAGUCCCAAAUUAUAUUAAUUAAAAAUAUUGGCUUUGUCUCAUGAAAUAAAUACAAAAAACUUAGGAGAAAAAACUAAUGUUGAUAAAGAGCAAACACAUUUAUUUUGUACUGCCUAAAAAAUUGCUUUUUUUUUAAAAGAAAAUCACUUUAUGUGUAUUGGUUAGUAAACGUCAUUUAAGUCCUUUUAUGUAUAAAACUGCCAAAUGCUUACCUGAUAUUUUAUUAGAUGCAGAAACAGAUUGGAGACAGCUAAAUUAUAACCUCUACAUAUGGCUAUGUAUUAUUGUUUCUUCAUACUGUGUCUGUAUUUAAUCUUUUUUAUGGAACCUGUUGCGCCUAUUUAUGAAAUAAUAAAUAUAGGUGUUUGUAAGUAAAUUUGUUAGCAUUUUAAAGAGGUUUCUUUGACGCUUUAACUUUUGCUGGCACAAAUUGUUCACAACUGAUGAUGUGAAUACUUUAUUUAGUUUUUACAGUGACAAAUAUAACAACAAACCUGCUUUAAUGGCAGAAAAUGAAGGUAACCAAGAACUAUUUCUCUAUUUCUUUGGUUGUUAUGGAAAAUAAAAAAGAAAAGGUAUUUUAAGUAAUUCCCUUUUUAAAGCAUUGUAGGAGGAAGUUGCCCAAAACUAAGACUUGAACCAACAAAACUAACUGAAUAAAGCUACAUAACACUGCUUCUUGAAACUUCAUCAUGUUUUGUUGAUUUGUCAAGUGAAAUAAACAUAUUACCAAAAAUAUUACCAAA
Messenger RNA from Melospiza melodia melodia, 3166 nucleotides. RefSeq names its product thymocyte selection associated high mobility group box (gene TOX). Gene Ontology annotation, cellular component: nucleus. Gene Ontology annotation, biological process: leukocyte differentiation; regulation of transcription by RNA polymerase II. NCBI's taxonomy places the organism in Eukaryota, Metazoa, Chordata, Aves, Passeriformes, Passerellidae. The transcript is spliced from 9 exons. Gene Ontology annotation, molecular function: chromatin DNA binding. The coding region runs from base 180 to 1757 and encodes 525 amino acids. The record is from RefSeq and is a predicted model, not a curated record.